AUGGCAGAUAUGCAGCAAGAAAACGCAAAUGGUCCGACAAAUGGGGUCGAUGCCUACCAGGGCUCGGCGCAACCCCAUUCUUCCAUAUCGCGACCGUUCACGCUGCAAGAGUCCUUGUCGUUUUCCCCGCAGACCUCGACUGUCCCUUUUCUUCCCGAUAUUAUUCCAGACCCCAGCCUCGGAUCAGGCUCGCCUGCCUUGCGCAUCUCCGAUCUCUUCCCGCGAGAUGAAUAUGACAAAGUGAAUAGCGAAGCCACGACUCAUCCGCAAGGGUCGAGGAGCCUGAAGCAGACUGCCGACUACGUGCUGCAUGAUCUUAAGCCGUCGCAGAGAACCCACUACAAAUUUCCAGCGGUGCCUGCGGGCCUGUCCCACGCACCCCCCGGCAGCAGCUUGUCGCAAGGCCUGUCCCCGAUCACGAAGAGCGUUUACGAUAAAGUCGGGAGCUUCUUCAAAUCGACAAAAGCCAACACCGUGAGCCCCAAGCUUGUCAACGGCGAGACGUACCAACCUCCCAGACCGAGCAAGGAAUCCCCGUCACACGGCUCCACUACCUCGUCACAGGCACACGGGGCUCGUCCAGAACAGCGCGAGACGUAUAGGUCUCCAUCGGUUAGGAUAGAGGUGGCCAUCCCCUCUAGAAGGACCUUGGACCCGGCAUCAUAUGUCGACGUGGGCCUGGACCAGCCGCAGGAGCUAAAGACGGCACCCGCUCAGCAAGAGCUCACGAUCGAGGCCAAGGUCCCGGUCGAGGCUGAAGCCCUGCCCGAAACCAAAGUGUCGGUCGAAGCUCAGGCCACGAUUGAAGCCAAGGUCCCGACCUCGACAAGCCGCACGGCGACGCCCGCAGACCAAUCGCCCACGAGCGGCAAGAUUCCCGCAUUCAGUAUUGAGCUACCUGCGGCAAACAUCAAAAGGGAGGAGUAUAUCGAAGUUACCGAGUCGCUAGAUGCUCCGCAUAAUCUCUCAGUCCGGCGAAACGAGAACCAAGACUUCGCCCACGGCCAGGGCGUCACCGUCACGAGCCUCGACCAGCGCCAGAGGAGCGAGGCUGCGUUGGAAGCACUCGAAACGUUGCUUCGGACCGUUUUUACGGCUGUGGGAAACGCCUUGGCGAUGGAGCCUGGAGCUGAGCACAUUGUGGCUCUUACGACUGACCAGGAACCUGCCAUGACAUCCGCAACCCAACAGAAGAUGCAUGGCGCGAUUCAGAAAGUGAUUGGCCUGAAAUGCUUCAACAGCGUCCCUCUGGAGAAUCUAAUUAGCAUCAUGAAGCUGAGUGACUCGAGCCUGAAGCAAGUGGAUGACCUGGAGAUGCGUGUCGACGAAAGCUGGGACGAGGGCGCCCUGGAGUCCUGGAUACGACAACUAUCCGAACUUGAGACGGCGCUCAAAGCUGCACGCACAUGCUUGCGAAUACUUUCAGGCGGCCGUGAGGACAAGCAGAUCUACUCUGAGGCGACUAUCCAACGAUGCGUUGAUCUCUUCAAGGCUGUGACGGGAGAUCUGGUCAUUCCGCUGGUGGAGCUCCGAAACUCAGGGCCGACCGCGAGCCUCUUCAAGAUGGUCCAGAAACACAAAAAGGUCGUUUUGUCUGCUUUCGUCUGCUGCCAGAAGCUGUUUGCUUUGCUUGCCGAGCUGGUCACCAAAAUCGAGCUCUCGGAGUCUGUGAUCAACACACUCGAGUACACUGCGUCGAAACUCAUCUUCGUGGAAAACGCCUACUUCGAGAGGGACUCGGCGAUUGGUGUGCAGAAGUUUGAUGGCAUUCGAUCUGUCGCCAUGGACAUGCUGUGCCAGAUUUUCCUCAUCAAGCCGGAACAGAGGCAAGGUAUUAUCGACGACAUCCUGACCUCGCUUGAGAAACUUCCUGUGGGGAAGCAGAGCUCCAGACAGUUCAAGCUCUCCGAUAGUGGCAGCAUUCAGCCAGUUUCGGCGCUCAUCAUGCGCUUGGUUCAGGCAAGCUCUGGGAGAGUCAACAUUGACGACGAAAGCGGGCGGGCUGCCAUCCUCCGAAGCCUGGACGACGGCGAAACGGGAGAGGCAGAGGAACCACAGCCUUUGAAAAGAAAUCAGGCGUCAUCGACCAUCACAACAGAAGAGCAGGGCGCUCAGCAGCAUGCCGUGGCUGUCCAGGAAUUGGAAGCAAGUGCAGCGCCAUUGAACGAGGCGGCGAGUCGCAACGCAUCCUAUGUGAUUAACUUCAUCGUUAAGCGGGCCAUAGGCUCUACAAAGUCUGGAGACACGCCGUACAGAAAUCUCUUGGACCUCUUCGUCGAUGACUUCACCACGUGCCUCGACUCACCCGACUGGCCGUCGGCCGAGCUUCUGCUGCGGCUCCUGAUGUUCAUGAUGGUACAGCUGUUCGAGGCGGGCAAGACUGCUGCGCCGGCGAAGAACAUGGCGCUGGAAUUGCUGGGAGCUAUGAGCGCCGCGAUUUCACGCCUCCGAUCGCACGUCAAGAGGACCGCGAGUUCUUUUGAAGGCAGUGACGCGGGCGAAUUGUCGCAGUAUCUUUCCGACCUGGCGACCCACGUCCUCGAACAGAAGAGCCAGGUCGAGCACGUCCUUGCCUGGUCAGGACCCUACCGGGUUGCGUUGGAAUACUUGCAGAGGCGUUGCUCCGAGGACGCCCAUCUAGCCAGUGUGGUCUCGCAUCUCAUCACAGACUGGGGGAGCAAGAUUCAUGCCGGCUACGACUCUCUUCAAGAGGACGACGGCGAACGCGACAUGGAGCUCGGGCGAUUGGCUUAUCGCCUGAGGAUGAUGAUUGAUGACCGCCAAUGGCUAUCCAACGAGUACACAUUCAAAGCAGUCACGGCAAGCCAAGCCAAGUUUGCCUACUCAAUCAUCCUGCUGCGAUCCCCUUUGUGCGAAGCAUUCACCAAGAUUGUCAACAUUCUGCUGGGGUCUAUGGCUAGCGACCAGGCAACUGUUCGAAGCAAAAGCCUGAAGAGCAUUAACCAGGUUCUGGAGACGGAUCCCUCGAUCUUGGAUGGCGAUUCGACCGUCAUUCAACUGAUUCUGGACUGCUCGAGCGACUCCUCAACGCAGGUGAGGGACUCGGCGCUCGGCUUACUGGGCAACUGCAUCGGGAUGCGACCCGGCCUUGAGUCGUCCCUGACGCCUAAAAUCAUCGAGAGGUUCCAGGACGCCGGUGUCGGGGUGAGGAAACGAGCCAUGAAGCUUGCUCGUGACAUCUACCUCCGCAACCGAAGCAAGGCGCUGCGGAGUGCCAUAGCAAAUGGGCUGCUUCGCCGCGUUCAGGACCCAGACGAAGGAGUGCGCGACCUCUCGAGGCAAAUGAUUGAGGAAGUUUGGUUCGCGCCCUUCUACUCCAACGAAAACACGGCAGCGUUCGAGACUUCGCUCACGGAACACGUGGCGCUCAUCAUCCAAACGGUCAAGACGGGGACUGUCACCGAGGUUCUCGACAAGGUGUUUCAGACGAUACUCAGGCCGCAGAACAGAUCUCUAGAAGGACCGUUUUCCGUUUGCUCACGGCUGGUCGGGACCAUGUUUGGGUCCAUUGAUAACCCCGACUCCGAGGAUACGACUGUUCCCUCCGGACGCGAUGCCUUGCAAGUCCUCACCAUCUUCGCCAAGGCCGACCCGAAACUGUUCAACUUGGAACAAAUUCGUCUUCUCAAGCCACAGCUGGCGAGCUUCACUGGCCGCGAUGAACUGGCUGCGUUUCGGGCAGUGACUGUCAUAUACAAAAGGGUGCUGCCACAGUUGCCGACGAUCCACUCAGAGUUCCUCGCCGAGGUUCGCCUCCAACUUCUCAAAGGGAUCGGGAAAAUCUCGUCGCGCGGCGCCUUGGACGACUUGAUUGCCUGCGCGCAAGCCGUUUGCGAGUUGCUCAAAGACUUCGCCCCUCUGGCAAAUCUCGUCGCGUCGAGUCUGAUGGGCAUUCAAAAGCUGGGCAAGGGGCCGCUGGACAACAAAAGACUCAACCAUCUCUGCGCCUACGCGAUCAUUGUGGGAAGUGUCGGCAAGCACUGUGACCUAGAUCAGCAGCUGCAAAUCUUCAGGGACAAGUUUCCUCGUUGGCAGGGAGACUCGGUUCCUCGUUUGAUAGUUGACACCCUUUCGCCGUUCUCCUCUGCACCCCAGUCCCUGGAGGCUCGAAAGGCAGCCAUCGAAGCAAUAGGACUGGUCUGCCAGUCGUGGCCACGCAACUACGUCCUGGCCAAGGUCUACACGGCCUUUCAGCAGGUGUUUCAGGACCGGGUGCCGAUCCUGGAGACGCUGAUCCUCCGGUCGUUCAAGGAAUUCCUUGUGACGGAAGAGAAGCGGUCCGAGGCUGGAGUCGAGGCUGGGUCUGGAGACAAGAAAAAGGAGCUGACGGUUAUGGGCGGGACCAACUUUGACGACGUUGCAAGCGCCACGACCCAGCGGUUCAUGAAGGACUUUACACGGAUUGCGCUGGGGAGCCAGGACGAACAUGCGUUUUUGGCCAUGGAGGUUCUGGGCAGCAUCAACCGCCAAGGCCUGACCCAUCCCAAGGAGACGGGCGUGACCCUGAUCACGCUGGAGACGUCGGCCAACCGAAAGAUUGCAGAGCUCGCCUACAUGGAGCACCGCGCGCUUCACGAAAAGCACGAGACAGUCCUGGAGAGAGAGUACGUCAAGGCGGUGCAGUCGGCAUAUGCGUACCAGCGAGACGUGGUCAAGGAUGAACACGGCGCCACCGUGGACCCGUUCCAAUCGAAGCUGCAUCUGCUGAUGGAAGUGCUCAAGAUUAGCAAGAUGAAGAGCAGACAACGCUUCCUGGAAAAGCUGUGCGGGCAAGUGGACUUUGACCUGAGCAAGCUGGAUGUGGCAGGCGAGGUGCCACAUCACGUUGGCUUCACUAGGUUCAUUGUUGAGAACGUAGCCUUUUUCGACUACCAAACGGUGGGCGAGGUGCAAAGCGCAGUGAACACGAUGGAGAAGAUUGUGGCCAGCACGGGGGCGACGGUUGCGCAGGCCAUCGAGUCGGAAGUCUUCAACGUGCGGAUGGACAUUGACGAACUGCCUCCGAGUGAGGGACCCCCGGCCGAAGGGCAGACCGUGGAAUGCAAGGGCGCCGGGCUAGAGUUCGCGGUGGAGCCCCGACGACUGCGCCAACUGGCGGCGGCAUCGAUGGUUUUGCUAUUGGUCUGGGAGGCGCGGACGCAUAUCCGAAAGCUGUACGGCAUGGGAACGAGCCGGCAUGACAGCAAGGCCAAGGCGCUGGCAAAGGACCUGAACAAGACGCCGACAAAGGUGCAAGGCGUUCACGGGGACAAGAUCUGGGAAGAAGUGGCGGCGCACGUGAAGGGACUGCAGAGUGAAGAGGAAAUGGCGCGCAAGUGCAGAGAGUUUGUGGAGCUGAUGAGCGUGGACAAGGAGUUCAAGGUGGCGGACGAAGACGAGGGAAUGGGCGUGGACGGGCCGGCGACACCGAGCGAGGCCGGGGACGAGGGAGAAGGACCAGAUCGGGGCAGGAAGCGCAAAGGAGGGGCGACGCCGGGCGGACGCAAGAAACGGGCGCGAUCCAGCUCACAGCCGCGGAAACGAGGACGGCCGCGCAAGCAGAGCGUGGCGCCGAGCGAGGAGGCAGAACUGGACGGGGACUGGAUUUAG
This is a messenger RNA of Hirsutella rhossiliensis, 5610 nucleotides long. Its product is annotated as HEAT repeat associated with sister chromatid cohesion domain-containing protein. Gene Ontology annotation, biological process: replication-born double-strand break repair via sister chromatid exchange; establishment of protein localization to chromatin; regulation of gene expression. Gene Ontology annotation, molecular function: chromatin binding. The coding region runs from base 1 to 5610 and encodes 1869 amino acids. NCBI's taxonomy places the organism in Eukaryota, Fungi, Ascomycota, Sordariomycetes, Hypocreales, Ophiocordycipitaceae. The transcript is spliced from 4 exons. Gene Ontology annotation, cellular component: Scc2-Scc4 cohesin loading complex. The record is from RefSeq and is a predicted model, not a curated record.